Messenger RNA from Aspergillus terreus NIH2624, 339 nucleotides. RefSeq lists its product as uncharacterized. Lineage: Eukaryota; Fungi; Ascomycota; Eurotiomycetes; Eurotiales; Aspergillaceae. Bases 1 to 339 code for a protein of 112 amino acids. The record is from RefSeq and is a predicted model, not a curated record. The transcript is spliced from 2 exons.
AUGACCAAGGACGGAUUGGUCCUGAAUACGCUCACUUCUUAUGGCACAAAUGAUUCACAGCCUACCGUGUGGACUGGCUAUGUUCUGUCCAACUACCCUCUUUUCACGGAAGAUAUUCUGACUCGGGGCGGAGCUGUCUUCGGGGGUCUUGUGAAAAGGUAUCUGCUGGAAGGAUAUGUUGCAUCGUGGAAUAUCAUAUACGCAUCUCUUCCGGUGACAGUUUUCGUCGACUCCUGUGGCGUGAUUGUCGGAUAUGACUACUUUUCUCCUAACCUCCGCACGCGAGUCGUCACGGAGUUCUUCAACACUGCUCUAGGGCCAGUGGCGAUUGAGCAUUAG